This is a messenger RNA of Acipenser ruthenus (sterlet), 2948 nucleotides long. It is a transcript of the gene ccdc175, whose product is annotated as coiled-coil domain containing 175. Lineage: Eukaryota; Metazoa; Chordata; Actinopteri; Acipenseriformes; Acipenseridae. Bases 41 to 2374 code for a protein of 777 amino acids. The transcript has 19 exons. The record is from RefSeq and is a predicted model, not a curated record.
UCUGUUAGCGGCGUCGGUGCCUUGUUGCCAUAACAACCACAUGUUAUCUGUUGAAACAUUGAAAGAAAGACCGUAUGGUACAUGUGUUUGUUUAAAAAACGAGCAUUUUUCGUUUGUGCCAUAUAAAGUUGAAAUCUCUAAAAUGAGUUCUUGUUUGGUACCAGAGUGCCCAGCCGUUUUGGUUGCUUUGGAACACUUGCACGAAAUUGAGAAACAACUUAAAAAUGAAGGGCUUGGUUUCAGCGAGGAGGCGUGCCAGCACCUUUGUGAAAUUGCAGGCGCCAUCACCGAACUGGAGCAGUCCAGGAGAGAAGUGCAUGAACAACUAGAAGUAGAAAGUAUUGAAACAAGUAAACUAAGAUACAAAGUGCUGCGCUUUCCUGAUGAGAUUGAGAAAGAAAUUGCAGAUGCAGUGACUGGUGCACGGGAUUCAAAUGUUAUACAGUUAAAACAGUUACAGGCUGACAUGAGGAAGGUCAUGGAGGACAUGGAAUUCAUGGAAAAGAAGCAACAACUUCUUGAAAAAACAAAUCUCCUGCUUUUUCCAGAGAGAGAGCGUAUAAGAGCUGAACACGAAGAUGCUAUUGACACCCUGAACAACAAACUGUCAGAGAAAGCAACAAAACAGAUCAUCCUCAAUGAAACCUAUAACAAAAUGCAAGACUUGAAGGAACAGCUAGUAAAUGUGAACAAUGCCUUUGAAGACUUGGAGCAAGACAUGACACGAGAAAGAAAGGACUUUGCAGAAAGCAAGAAAAAACUAGAAAGCAAUGUGGCUGAAACAGAAGGUCAAAUACAAAAUCAGAAAGCAGAGAAUGCAAAAAAGAUAAAAGAGCUUCGUUUUGCGGGAGCAGAGUUAUUUGAUAAAGAGGAAGUAAUUUCCGAAAAGCAGAAGUGUAUUCAACGAUUACAAAAAAGCAUUGACCAACUAAAAGCAACAAGUGUGCAGAGAAGAAGUCAGCUUGCUCAGGAACAGAAGAUGGGUGAACAGCAAACCAAUCAGAAUGAAAAUCUUGAUGAAGAAUUAAUUGCAUUGACUGAAGGAUUUAAGAUAGAAUCUCAAGCUCUCUGUGAUAAAAUCGUACAGGUUGACGAGGAAAUGAGACAAGUUGAGGAGAUUAAUCUUGUACACCGGCAGAUGAUCUUGAGUCAGACUGAGAACUUUCAGGCAGUGAGAGCAAGAGAAGAUGUUGUGCUGGCAUUCCAUAUGGAUGAUACAAAACUGCUAGAAGCAUCAGAACAUGCUCUUGAAGAAAAACUUGAAAAUGUUGCCAAGCUCAAAAUGGAAAUCAAAGAAAUCGACGAGGAAAAAAAGAGACUAGAAGAAAGCAACGAAAUUAACAUGGAGAUGCAUAGAAGAAAAUUGGAUGAACUCAAAGAACAGCUGGUGAAAGAACAAAAAAAGAGGUUACUGUUUGAGGUUAAACAGGAGGAACUGAGCAAUGAGCUUGAAAGAUGGAAGCAUGCACAUACAGAGUAUAUUGAAGAAAUUAACACAAAUAUCGAGUUGAACAAGAAUAAAUGUGCUGAACUGAUUGAUGAGCAUACAAGUCUUCAGCUAGAUAAUAUAAAGAUGAAUGAAGAAACAGAAAACUUACAAAAGGCAAUACACAAAACAGAAAAGAGGUAUACAAUUAUGGAAGAGUCCUUAACUGCAGACAUCUCAAAUAUAGUGAGUGAAGUGAAAUUAAUAAAGGAAAACCUACUCCAAAAGGAAAAACAACUUGUGAUAAGCCACAAAGUCCUACAGCAGGUUGAGGCAGAGAAUGAAGCAGAACGGUGUAACUAUGAGGAAAUCAAGAAACAAACCACAGAGUUAAAAAGUAGGAAGAAUAAUUUAGAAUUAUCCAUUGAUCAGAUAAAGGCAGAAACAAAAUGCAUUUUGAAGGCAAAGGAAGCACUUAAAGCUGAACUUAAUGCAAUGAAUGCAAAGCACUUUCAACAGCUGAAAAAUCAGGCAGCAGCCAUAAACAAAACUGAGGAAUGUAUUUACAAGUCAGGUUCAAUGCUUGAACAGAUCAACAUGGAAAACAGCAGGUUACACCUGUGUAAUGCAAAAAUGAAAGAGGACAUCUAUACUAUGAACAAAGAGGCAGAAAAACAUAUGAAGGAAACAGAACAGUUGCAAGAGGAUAAACAUGAGUUGUUAAAUUUCCUCCUACGUCAGUGGGCUGCACACAACUCUGUGGAGGCGGAGUAUUUAGAGCGUGACCAAUGUGUUCUUGAUGACCUUCAGGAGCUCCUGAUGAAAAUUGAGCAAAGAGAACAGAAAGUUAAAGAAAUUCAUGAUAAACUACAGGAUGAGGAGAAUGGAAUGGCUUCCCUUUUAGGGAAAAUCUCCACUUCCCCAAAAAAAAUUUCAAAUAAUGAAUAAGGGAAAAACAAAUGAGGGUUUAUGUUUUGAAAGGUGUCCAUUUGCAUUGCUUCUAAUGGUUUAAAAUAAACAGCAUGUAUGUUCUUAACAGACAUGUUUAGCAUAUAUUUUUUUCAAAUAUUUUAUAUUGUUAUAAUAUUAAAGUCUAGGAAGAACUCAUCAGAAUAAACCCAGUCCCAAAUGUUUUCGGUUUUGUGGCAGUAAAACAAAACUGCAUUUUUAUUACCAUUAAACCAUGGCAAUGUAUUUACCAUCCUCUACUUGAUUUGGGAAUCCCCACACAAGAUUGAAUUGCUUUCAGUUAGUUUAAAUAUAUUGCUGCAUGAUAUUUCAGAGUAAAAUUCUGCAUGUCGAUUACAUCAUAUGAACUUAACUGAUUGCCACCUGCUACCUGUUCUAGUUACAGUAUUUAAAUUCAUAAUGGAGGCAACAAAAUAGACAACUGUGUUUUUGUGAACUUACUUUUACAAAAUUCUUUGAAGUCGAAUGUUUUUGUGCACCUGGCCUAGAAUGUCCCAGAUGUGCUAUUUUGUGAGCAUAAAGAUUCUCAUUCUUUAAUGCUUAAUUGUUAUAC